Messenger RNA from Dothidotthia symphoricarpi CBS 119687, 2865 nucleotides. RefSeq names its product Ent-kaur-16-ene synthase. Gene Ontology annotation, molecular function: terpene synthase activity; magnesium ion binding. Bases 1 to 2865 code for a protein of 954 amino acids. The record is from RefSeq and is a predicted model, not a curated record. Lineage: Eukaryota; Fungi; Ascomycota; Dothideomycetes; Pleosporales; Dothidotthiaceae. The transcript is spliced from 5 exons. Gene Ontology annotation, biological process: diterpenoid biosynthetic process.
AUGUCGAACAAAGUUGAAACUCUGACAGAGGGGGCACGUUCCCUUAUCCAACGAGCGUUCAAAAUCCACCACCCUGUGUACGGCUUUAGCACGACGAGCACCCAAAUUUACGAUACUGCGUGGGUUGCUAUGAUUUCGAAAGCUGUGGAUGGUGAAAAACAAUGGCUCUUUCCAGAGAGCUUCCAGUAUCUUCUGAAAUGGCAAGCUGAUGACGGGAGCUGGGGUAGGCACCCGAAAACCAAGACUGUUGGCAUUCUUGACACUGCCGCUGCGCUACUUGCUCUCUUUCGCCAUCUCAAAGAGCCUUUGCAAUUGCACGAUGAGUCGCCUGAAGAUAUUCGACUACGCAUCGCCCGAGCGGUACAAUCGCUGCGGAUACAACUUGCGGCUUGGGACGAUAUUUUGACGACGAACCAUAUCGGUGUUGAGAUCAUUGCCCCAGCCUUGCUCAUCUACCUCGAAUCUGAGGAUAGCAAUCUGGUUUUCGAAUUUCAGGGAAAGCAGAUGCUCAUGGAUAUGAACAAAGCCAAACUUGCUCGCUUCGAUCCCGAGUCACUCUACCGCACACGUCCGUCGUCUACCGUUCACAGUUUGGAGGCCUUCAUUUCCAAAGUAGACUUCGACAAGAUUGGUCACCACCUUUUUAGAGGCUCUAUGUUGGCAUCUCCUUCUUCUACUGCAGCUUACCUGAUGCAUGCUUCUGUAUGGGAUGAUGAAGCUGAAGCGUAUCUUGACCAUGUAGUCAAUUUAGGGUCCGGCAACGGCCACGGCGGUAUACCUGGUACACAUUCGACAGCAUAUUUCGAAUUCAACUGGAUCAUUGCUACCCUGCUGCGCGGUGCCUUUCGUCGAGCAGACAUCGAAUGCAGUGAGCUCUUUGGAAUUGGAAAGAUAAUUCUUGAGGGCUUCGAAGCAGACCAAGGAGUUAUCGGUUUUGCUCCUCGUGCGGUGGAUGUCGAUGACACUGCAAAGGGCUUGUUGACAUUAAGCCUACUUGAUAUGGAUGAAGGCGUGAGCCCUGCUCCCAUGGUUGCAAUCUUCGAAGCUGAAAAUCAUUUCCGAACGUUUGGUGCCGAACGAGAUCCAAGCUUCACCUCCAAUUGCCACGUAUUGCUUGCUCUUUUGCAACGAGCGGACAGAGACCAAUUUCUACCCCAAAUCAAGAAGGUCGUUAGCUUCUUGUGCCAGUCUUGGUGGGACUGUGAUGGCUUGAUCAAGGAUAAGUGGCAUCUGAGCCACCUCUAUCCAACAAUGCUACUAGUGCAGGGAUUUAUUGAUCUCAUCUGGCAUACUGAGCAUGGGGCUUUCAGUGACGUGUUUCACCCGGAGCUGCUCUCGAGAGUGUCGAUUUGUAUCUUCCAAGCUUGCCUUCGCACCAUAUUGGGACAGAACCUUGAUGGUUCCUGGAACGGCCAACCAGAGGAGACUUCAUACGCUAUCUUGACUCUGGGUGAAGCAGCGAGGCUCUUACUUUUCAAAGAUCUGCAAUCGGUACUGACAUCUGCUAUUCGCCGAGGUAGCACCUUCUUGCAAUCCAAUCACUGGACGUCGCCUGACCAAAAUUGGACUUCAAAAACUGCCUACCGAGCCACAUUUGUAGCAGAGGCGUACUGGCUCGCAGCUGUCAAAGUUGGCUUGGAUCCUAUUGGUGAAACCGCGUUAAGCGUUGGACACAGCCUUGAAUCACCCCAACUUUCGAAACGUAUGAACGGCUAUCUCAACACCGUCAGCCAGACAAAACUCUUCUCAUCGAUGCCCUUCUGGGAGCUUCGAGCGUCAUUCGUCGAAUCUAUGUUAUUCGCCCCGCUCUUACGUGCAGAGCGACUCAAAGUGUACGAUCGUGAUCACAUGGGCAUCAGCAGGGACAGCUACCUCGACAUUAUACCUUUCACAUGGAUCGGUUGUAACAAUCGCUCGCGUACAUACGUGGCCACGUCCCUAUUGUUUGACAUGAUGAUCCUGUCGAUGCUUGGCUAUCAAACGGACGAGUUCAUCGAGGCGAUUGCAGCUCCGGCAUUUGCCCACGAUACUGUACAGCUGCACGAGCUGAUCGACGACAUUAUCGAUAGAAAUGUUGUUACACACAUACAUUUUACCCAUAGUCCCAUCCGAAAUGACAUAUCUAAGGAUCGCGAUAUUGUCAAGGUCUCGCUGCAAAGGUUCGUCAACCAUGUGCUUGAACACAAGCAGAUCCGGAAAGCGAGCCCGGAGGACCAGGCCACAUUACGGCACGAACUUAGGGCAUUUCUGCACGCUCAUACCACACAGAUCGAAUCCAACGCAGGGAUUAUGCGUCCGGGCCGGUCGUCCGAUGGCCUGAGCUGGCACGAUUCGGGCCGUCCCUUCUUCGAUUGGGUACGGACCACUGCAGCGGAUCAUGUUGCCUGCGCGUAUUCGUUCGCCUUUAAUCAUUGUCUCCUAUCUGCACUGAUUGGGGAUGGGAAGAACGUAUUUCCUACAGUAAAAGAGAAUUACCUUGUUCGGGCCGUUGCACGACACAUGGCGACCAUGUGUCGUCUGUGCAACGACUUCGGUUCUGUCGACCGCGACCUGUUAGAAGGCAACCUGAAUUCAGUGGACUUUCCUGAGUUUGUGAACGUUCCUUCCGUGUUGGAGAAAAAGCGAAUCCUAGCCGAAUUAGCUGAGUACGAGCGACGUUGUCUGUUUCACACUCUGCAAGAAUUGGAGCUAGCGGCCACGCAAUCCGCAAAACAAGCCAAUUCAAUUGGCCAGUUUAACAAAAGGAAGGUGAAGGUUGUGCGAUAUUUCGCCGAUGUGACGGACUUUUAUGAUCAGCUCUAUCUUGUGCGCGAUUUGUCUAGCACUGUGCGGCAAGAUCAAACGCCGGAGGGAGAUAUGGAAUGA